Molecule: messenger RNA, 1746 nt
Organism: Symbiodinium natans
Lineage: Eukaryota; Dinophyceae; Suessiales; Symbiodiniaceae
Source: the annotation of a GenBank genome assembly
AUGAUCACACACACCUUUGCUGCUGCCAUGGCCGACGCAGGGGAAACAUGCGACGACCAAGCAACUGUUGAGCAUCCGCAGCCCAGUUCAUCUGCAAUGCCUGGAAGAGCUUGGAAGGUUGCUGAGGGCAACUCGCAGCCAUCCUGGCCUGACCUUCACAACUUGCUGGUUCAGCAGCAUGGCAUUGUUUCACGCAGACUUGACGACCAGGAUAGCAUGCUGCGCCACCUCAUAGAUAGCCUGCCGAAAGCAAGCUUGAGCGUGCAAAGUUCAAGACAAGACGGGAACUUCUUGGAAUCAGCGAGAUCAAGUAGCCACCCCAGGUUGUUCAAGACUUUUGGGGAACAAGAUCGCUCUCGCCAAGCGAACGCCCACAGAAUGUCCAUGAGACACAGUGUCCCUGCCGAUUCAGAGUUGAAUAAUAAGAAGAAGAAGCAGAGCGAGUUGGACAAGAUCGUCAAGUCCCCCUGGUUUGAGAUGUUCUUUACCUUCGUGGUAGUCACACAGGCCAUAUUUAUUGGCCUUGAGGUAGAGGCAAACAGAGACAGCUACGAGCAUGUGUUGUGGAUGCAGGUGGUGCAGUAUGCCUACGCUGCUAUCUUUACUGUGGAGUUGUCGCUUCGCUUACUCGUACAUAGAUGUAGCUUCUUCACAUCCGGCGACUGGGCAUGGAACUACUUUGAUAUAUUCAUCGUCGCAACUUCGAUUUGGGAAGUUGUCUUGGAUGCAUCUUAUUCAAAUGAUACGCCGGACGGCUCUUCUUCAGGCGUCUCCGGAUUGAGUGGCAUGAAGCCCUUUCGCAUCAUUCGCAUCACCAGACUUGCGAAAGCCGUUCGCCUACUGCGUAUGUUCCGACUUAUCCUUGCCUUGCGAACACUGAUUGCCUCGAUCGUAAACACGCUCAAGACCCUCGCGUGGGCGUUGGUACUGCUGGGACUCAUCGUGUAUGUUUUUUCUGUGCUCUUCUGCCAAGCCGUCAACAGCCAUUUGCUGGAUCCAGAAGCAGCAAAGCUUUCUCAAAGGGAGCUGAUGUUGGCUAAGAGGCACUUUGCUUCCCUCGGGCAUUCCUACCUCAGCUUGUUCAUGAGCAUUGCUGGGGGUGUAAGUUGGGAAGAACUGGUGGCUCCCCUGAUGCAGAUCUCCAUUGCUUGGGUCGUAAUAUUUCUCUUCUAUAUCUCGUUUACGUAUUUCGCCGUGUUAAAUGUGGUCACUGCAGCAUUCUGUCAGAGUGCUAUUGAAGGUGCCCAGAAUGAUCACGCCACAAGGGUGCAGUCCAUUCUUGCUGACAAGAAAGCGCACGUGCAGAAGAUCAGCAAGCUAUUUCGGGCCUUCGGCGCAAACGAGGCGAAUCAGGGAUCGAUUACCUACGAGAUGUUUCGGGCCAAUUUCGAGAGCCAAGCUGUGCAGGAAUACUUCGCUACUCUCGGGCUGGAGGUACAUGACGCGUGGUCGUUCUUCAAGCUCUUGGACAUGGAUGGCGGUGGGGAGGUUGAAGUCGAGGAGUUUUUGGCUGGCUGUUUGAGACUGCGGGGGCAGGCAACUGCCAUGGACGUAGGAAAGCUCAUCCAUGAACAGACCUGGCUGCUACGCAACCAGGGCAAAUUCCAGGCUUUUGUAGAGAUGGAGCUGAAUCAUCUGAAGAAGCAGCUUGGGAGCCUCACUGGCGUCUACACACCUGAGAAUGAGUCGGAAUUGUCUAUAGUUCUGUCCAGCGGAUCGCCGCAGGCUGCGCCUUACCUGAUUUGA